CGGCCAUAACAUACUGUAGCACCAAAAGACAACGCCGUAGUGGGACAAUCGGCAGCCACGUCCGGAUUUUGACCAUAAAACGGGGCUUGUGUGAAUGGACAAGAUAGUCUUUUACAGUGGUAGCAAGUACUUUCCGGUUCGGAUCACCAUCUGAGUAGCCUUUCCGUGGAGAUAGUAAAAUAUUCGUCUAGCAGCGAGUGACAAGUUCGUACAGCAUAACAAGCAAGUAACUACCACUGUCAUGGAAAUCAACACCGAGCACACACCGGUCAGUGACGUCGGAGACACAGCUAGCUUGAAGGACCAGACAAAUGCCAUAGAUCAGCAGCAAGAAUCUCUCCCCAAAGGUGUCAGCUCGGACGAGACGGUCGUACCAAAUGGAAAAAUGGCUGCCUCAGAAGUAGCCUCGAAUCAAGAUGUGCAGCACCAAAACGGCGUUGAAGAAGAAGAAAUCCCCUCCGAUAAGCGGCAAGAAAGUGACAGUCAAGUGUAUCCGGUAGCAGUUAUGCAUCAUUUGGACAAAGAAGAAAAACAGGUAAAAACAGAGAUGAGAGUUGAAGUUCCUACCAAAGUGGUAGCGUCCGAAGAUAGAGAAGUUUUGCAGAUGUUAAAAACGGCUGAGGAGAGCGACAAUGCCGAAGCGGAAUCCUCCUCAGACCCGUCUACAAAGCAUAGAGAGAAGAUACCCGAAGCCGACGAAAGUGAAGGAAAUACUAAAACACAUGUACAACCUGAAGAAAACGAUGAAAAUCACGAACAAGUUAUGGAGAAUGCGACAACCGAAUCAGACCCAUCUACAUCAGGCUCCCAGUUAAAGUCUCCGGAAGAGCAAGAAAAAGCCAGCGGAAACAAUUUAAUAGUAAGUGAAUCCGAAACUACAGAAAAUGAUAAUGAGGUUAAAGGAGAGUCGGAAGAUAAGACUGAAUGUGGACAAGAGGCACAAGAGGAUGAAGAAGUGGCGAGUUUGGAAACAAUGACAGAAGGCGGUGCACCCGCAGAUGAGAACAGCACUGAAACUGAAAAGGAGGACGCACGGACAUAUCUGAUAAAUCAGGAGGCCGAGAAACAAGUAAUGCACGAGUUAAUAGACGAAACUGUAGUUCUGGAAAAAAACAUUAGUGAACUUCAAACGAAACUGGAACAAACAGAAGCUGAAAAGUCUGAACUUGAAUCAAAGUUCACAAGUUUAACCGAUGAAAUUCAUUCCCAAAAACUGAGAAUAACAGAGCUGGAAGCAGAACUUAAAGAAGCUAAAAUGGGAGAUGGUAACGAGAGAAAGGCGCUUGAAGAAUCCCAACAGAAGGUGAAAGACCUAGAAGAACAACUGAAACGACUGGCAAAAGAUGACGACGUGAAAAACAAAAAGCUCGUGGAGGUAGAAAAAGAUUUCAUUGAGCUAAGGGAAAAGUACAAAUCUCUGGAACAGGAAGUCAAAUCCGGUGAGCAAAACCAAGGACCUAAAUCAAAGACUUGUGUCAUUAUGUGAAUCAGUAACAUUACCAACUACGGAACAGCAAUCUGUGAUAAUAACAACGUGCCUUAUUCGCCUUAGCAAUGGCGACUUUGAUAACAGAUAUAUAAAGUGUUAAAACUCAAAUAUUAUCUUCACGAAGAACUAUUUCUUAACAUGCUAUAGAAAUGUACAUUACAACGAAUUCAAAUCUGGUGUGUUAAUAAUAAAAGAAUAAUUUCUAUAUUUUCUGUGAUAUCAUAAAACAAUCAUUAAUAAACAUUACCAGAGUGAGACGUUGAUCUCAACAUUCAUGCACGAGCACUUAUUAGUCACUGGCAAUUAAAACUUGCAUGAUUUAUAGGUAUCGUUCUUCCUGUAUAUUACGCAAUCAAAACAAAGAUCUGGAUCGCUUUGAAUUAUAUAUGUAUAUGACCGCUUAUGUCCGUAUAUAGGUGUUGAUUCUAGUCUUAAGGAAUGGAACAGGCAAUCUAAUUUCAUUGUUUUACAAUAUAUGGUAGACCACUGCUCACCAGGGCCUCUUUCCGUGAAGACUAUGCACAUACUCUCUUGCUGCUUCCAUCUACAUUUGUACAAUUGUUAUUGAGUGCCUUAUAGAUUUUUUGAAACACUCAGUAUGAGCAGGCGUUAUUUUGAAUCAUCUGGGUAUUUAAUAAUCAUUCCUUAUAAGCAUUGGUGCUAAAACAUCUGCACUGCUCAGAAGCCCACCCUAAAGUUCUUCAUGGUUAGAAGGUAAUGGUGUUUGCUAUAGACAGGACAUGCAAUAGAGGAGUUGACGACCUGAGGUAUCAGGCAAGUGUGCCUAUAUAGAGGCAUCGAAAGGUACACACUACUUGUUUAGUUAUAUCUCGACAAAUAACCGAAUAUCACAUAUAUAUAGCUGUUUCAGUCCCAAUGCCAUUUCAGUGUAACAC
This is a messenger RNA of Liolophura sinensis, 2385 nucleotides long. Its product is annotated as protein IWS1 homolog. The record is from RefSeq and is a predicted model, not a curated record. Lineage: Eukaryota; Metazoa; Mollusca; Polyplacophora; Chitonida; Chitonidae. The transcript is spliced from 2 exons. Bases 242 to 1486 code for a protein of 414 amino acids.